Molecule: messenger RNA, 843 nt
Organism: Hypoxylon fragiforme
Lineage: Eukaryota; Fungi; Ascomycota; Sordariomycetes; Xylariales; Hypoxylaceae
Product: S-adenosyl-L-methionine-dependent methyltransferase
Exons: 1
Coding region: 1-843 (280 amino acids)
Molecular function (GO): S-adenosylmethionine-dependent methyltransferase activity
Source: RefSeq, a predicted model, not a curated record
AUGACUUCACAGCUCCCCCUCCCCGACUACUUCUCUAAAUUCGCCAACGUCUACGUCCGCCAAACCGGCCAAUCAACCCUCAACAUCCUCUCCGACGUCAUCAGCGAGCAUGUGCAGAAUUCCACCCACCCCAUCGGCGCCGACUCCAUCGUCCACGACACAGCCGCGGGUCCCGGCAUCGGCGCCGUCGCUCUCGUCUCCCGUCUGCCGAAGGACCAGCUUCCCAAAGAACUGCUCAUCUCCGACAACAACCUGAUGAUGGUGUCGGCCGCGCGGGACUCGCUCGUCGGCUCCCCGUUGCCGCACGUCGACUGCCGCGAGCUGGACUCCCAGGACCUGUCGCCGUCGGUGGCAGACAACUACUUCACGCACUCGAUCAACAACUUCAGCAUCUUUACGUUUUCGCGCCCACUUGACGCUGUGCGGGAGACGUACCGCACGCUGCGCCCGGGAGGGCUCGCUGUCGUGACGUGCUGGAGGCGGUUUGCGCCGAUGUAUAUCGUGCACGCUGCGCAGAAAAAGAUCCGCCCGGAUCUGUCGCUUAUGCCUACGCCGGGCCCGAGGUUCUACGAGGAGGGCGUGCUGCAGAAGGAGGUUGAGGAGGGCGGAUUUGCGAAGGAGAACAUAACGGUGUUCGAUAAGGUGUUGGUUGUUUCCGACGAGGAAAAUAUAGCGGGGCUUACGAUGCUUAUGGCUGGCCCCAUGAUGGCUAGGGCGCGCGAGGGGUACACGCCAGAGGAAGAGGCUAGGUGGGCUGAGGCUGUUGGCCAGUCCGUGAAGGAAGAGGUAGAGGAGUUCAAGGGUAUUAGAUUCGAAGCCUAUGUCCUCUUGGCUACCAAGUAG